This is a messenger RNA of Gilbertella persicaria, 189 nucleotides long. RefSeq lists its product as uncharacterized. NCBI's taxonomy places the organism in Eukaryota, Fungi, Mucoromycota, Mucoromycetes, Mucorales, Choanephoraceae. The annotation marks the transcript as partial. The transcript has a single exon. The record is from RefSeq and is a predicted model, not a curated record.
GUUUUUUCUUAUAAUGGGCAGGGAAAUGCUGCUGAUAAAAAUGGCAGGCCUGAGCCAAUUGAUUACAUUGUCGAUCAAAACCUUUAUGCAUUAGAGUCACUUACAUCACACACCGAAUGUUUGCAGAAUGUAAAUUCUACGAGUACUGCACAAGUCAAUGUAGAACAUCUAGGUUAUGAAAGAGAGUAA